UUUUUCUUUUCUUUUUUAGCUUCUUUUACUACUUCAAAAACACAUACACCAAAAUUAAGAACACUCUCUAUAUCUCUAAUUUCAAUCCAGAGUUGUCUUAUUAAUUAGACUCCAUAAGCUUUAAAUUUUAUAUGGAUGGAUCCUUCUAGUGGACAACAGAACCACCAGCAAAUGGCAAACAAUAAUAACAAUCAGUCACUAGAAAGCAUGAUGUUGGGUUGCACAAAACAAGAACAACAACAAGAGAAGAAGCCAAGGCCACAACCAGAACAAGCAUUGAAAUGUCCAAGAUGUGAUUCAACAAACACAAAGUUCUGUUACUACAACAACUACAGUCUCUCACAGCCAAGGUACUUCUGCAAAUCUUGCAGAAGGUACUGGACAAAAGGAGGAACAUUGAGGAAUGUUCCAGUAGGUGGAGGCUGCAGAAAGAACAAAAGAUCAUGUUCUUCUUCAUCAAAGAGAGCUCAAGAUCAAUUACCCUUUAACCCAGAUCAUAACCCUCUCAUGAAUUCUCUCCCUCCAUUGUCAUAUGACUCUGAAUUCACACUUGCAUUGGCUAGGCUCCAAAAACAAACAGGUGGUGUGCAUCUUGGUCUUGAUGACCACCAUGAUCUCUCAAUGUUGGUGAACCACACUAACACUAACACCAACACCACAACACAACAACAACAACAACAACAACAAGGAUUCUUGGAUGCACUUAGAAGCAAUGGAUUCAACAGCAACACCAUGCAUAGUGAUUUGUACUAUGGUGGAAAUGGGGACAUGGGUGAGGUUUAUAAUGAGAUUAUGCUUCCUUAUGAGCAAGAAAUGAGUGUUGAAACAACUCAAGCAGUUACUGUCACAACCACAAAGCAAGAACUCUGCAAUGUUAGUUAUAAUUGCAAUAAUACUAAUAAUAAUAAUAAGGUUUUGUGGGGUUUUCCAUGGCAGAUCAAUGGAGAAACAAACAUGCUUGGAGAUAUUGAUUUAUCAAGAGCAAGUUGGAAUGGUAAUGGUCCUCUCACUACUCCAUUAUCUUGGCAUGGACUUCUCAAUAGUCCCCUAAUGUAGAACAACAACAAUGGAGUUUAAUUAAUUAAUUGCUACCCUUUAAUUUCUUCUUUAAAGUAUCAAUUAGUGUUAAGAGUGUUGGGUUGAUUAAUAGGAAUUUGAUUCACUUGAAUCACCUUUUUUUUCUCUUCUUUCUAGGUUUUAUUUAUUUCUUGUUUGUUUCUAAUAUUUUUUUCUCUUUCCAUCAAGCAAAUGUCAAAACUUGUGUUAUUAUCUUUUUUUUUUUUAAUCGGAGAAUAGACUAAUGAAAUUCUAGAUUUGUAAUGGAGGUUAAUUAUUUGCUUAUGAAAUGAUAAAUUCCUCUCAUGUCUGAGCAAAAUAUCAAAGUAAAAGUCUUAUAAGAUUUUAAA
This is a messenger RNA of Arachis duranensis, 1406 nucleotides long. RefSeq names its product dof zinc finger protein DOF2.1. Gene Ontology annotation, molecular function: DNA binding; DNA-binding transcription factor activity. Lineage: Eukaryota; Viridiplantae; Streptophyta; Magnoliopsida; Fabales; Fabaceae. The coding region runs from base 136 to 1056 and encodes 306 amino acids. Gene Ontology annotation, biological process: regulation of DNA-templated transcription. The record is from RefSeq and is a predicted model, not a curated record. The transcript is spliced from 2 exons.